Molecule: messenger RNA, 813 nt
Organism: Drosophila montana
Lineage: Eukaryota; Metazoa; Arthropoda; Insecta; Diptera; Drosophilidae
Exons: 2
Coding region: 266-595 (109 amino acids)
Source: RefSeq, a predicted model, not a curated record
GCCUUGCAACAGUCUCGACUCACGCUUGCCACAAUCGCUCCACAGAGAGACGUGGGCCACUGCGCUGGUGUAGAACUUGCUUUGGAGCAGCGUCGAUCUACCCUUGACUAUCGUCCAAUCCUCUCCAGUCUGCAGACCUAGAUGCACAGAUUUCGAGAGUUAACAGUUCAGUUUUUCUUGCUACUCGGGGCAGAGUCCCUCGCCUUGCGAUUCCCAGCGAUCUAUUGUUUGUUUACCCUUCUUUUAGCCCUGCCCUGCCCCCGUAAUGUGUCUCAAGAUCUGUCGCUGCUGCUGCUGCUGCUACGGCAACUCCUCGCCAGCGGGCAGCCAGCAGCAGUGCCAGGAGCUGCAGCUAAAGGACCUGACACCCGAGCUGAUGAUCACAAUAACCACACAGCCGCACAACAACAGCUCUCACAAUCUCAGCUCCAACGCGAGCCUGGCGGAGCGGCCCAACAUUCUCGGCAGCUGGAGCUGCGACGAGGAGAUCGAGCACUACAAUGUCGAUGAUUUCGAGUCUCGCACGCCGACCAUGUGGCGCGCCUGGUGGCUCCAAGGUGCCAGCGAGCAGCUGUCAUCUGUUAUACUGAGCUGACGCCACACGCACACCCACUUAAGCAGGUGUGUGUUUGCGGGGCAGCUGAUAAAAAUAUGGUCAAGCCAAGCCCGCCACCUGCUGCACAUUUUAAUGCACCUAAGCGAGCGUGUCGAGAGUGAGCGACUGGUAGAUACCCUGUACCUACUGCAUUGUCGUCACACACAUUCGCACCUACUUAUAUACUUAUUCAUUCUUUAAUAAAUCAAAUUGAGUAA